Sinocyclocheilus anshuiensis is the source of this 3867-nucleotide messenger RNA. Its product is annotated as structural maintenance of chromosomes protein 4-like. The record is from RefSeq and is a predicted model, not a curated record. Gene Ontology annotation, cellular component: condensin complex; chromosome. Bases 325 to 3669 code for a protein of 1114 amino acids. Gene Ontology annotation, biological process: mitotic chromosome condensation. NCBI's taxonomy places the organism in Eukaryota, Metazoa, Chordata, Actinopteri, Cypriniformes, Cyprinidae. The transcript is spliced from 21 exons. Gene Ontology annotation, molecular function: protein binding; ATP hydrolysis activity; ATP binding.
UUAAUACAAUGCUUUUGAAUUUAAUUUUGAACAUGUUCGGUGUGCCUUCUGUCGCUAAAAAAUAACUAAAAAUAAAAGUGCCCGGUCACGUGACGCGCGGAGGGCGGCUGUUCCCAUGAUGCACUGCGCGGCUGCAACGGACUCGGGUUCGUGCGCUCAGUUUACGCGCCAUUUACGAGUGUGUUUUGUGUGGAGGGAAGUAAAGAGCGCAGCUUUACUCUAGUUUUACUCUCUUAACGCGCAGUCUACGCGAAGCCAGCGGAUAAAUCGGAGUAAUAUCGACGAGAGCGAGGGAAAUCAGCCGAAUCAAAGCUGCCGUGAAUCAUGCCCGCGAAAACCAAGAGCUCGACGGCCGCGAAGAGAGCGGCGGAGUCCGAUGAGGAGCAGAGCGCCGCCCGCAGACCCCCGAGCGCCGCUGCGGAGCACGGUGAGACCGAUGCGGCUCCAGGCGAGUCUGCUGAGGAGCUGGAUAACCGCAGUCUGGAGGAGAUCCUCACCAGCAUCCCUCCUCCGCCGCCUCCCGCCAUGAGCUCCGAGCCCGGGGCCCCGCGCCUCAUGAUCACACACAUCGUCAACAGAAACUUCAAGUCCUACGCCGGAGAGCAGAUUCUGGGCCCCUUCCAUAAGCGCUUUUCCUGCAUCAUUGGUCCAAACGGCAGUGGCAAGUCCAACGUGAUCGACUCCAUGCUGUUCGUGUUUGGAUACAGAGCUCAGAAGAUUCGCUCGAAGAAGCUGUCGGUUCUGAUCCACAGUUCUGACACUCAUCCGGACAUCCAGAGCUGCACUGUGGAGGUGCACUUCCAGAAGAUCAUCGACAAGGAAGGAGACGACUACGAUGUCAUUCCCAACAGCUCUUUCUAUGUGUCGAGAACUGCUGCCAAAGAUAAUUCCUCCUCCUAUCACAUCAAUGGCAAGAAAGCAACCUUCAAAGAUGUGGGCGCACUGCUGCGCAGCCACGGCAUCGACCUGGACCACAACCGCUUCCUCAUCCUGCAGGGCGAGGUGGAGCAGAUUGCCAUGAUGAAGCCCAAAGGACAGACGGAGCACGAUGAGGGCAUGCUGGAGUACCUGGAGGACAUCAUCGGCUCCUGUCGUCUCAAAGAGCCCAUUAAUAUCCUGUGCCGGCGGGUGGAGCUACUGAACGAGCAGCGCGGAGAGAAGCUGAAUCGAGUGAAGCUGGUGGAGAAGGAGAAGAGCGCUCUGGAGGGAGAGAAGAAUAAAGCCGUGGAGUUCCUCAGCUUAGAGAAUGACAUCUUUAAGAAGAGGAACCUGCUCUGUCAGUUCUACGUGCAUGAUCUACAGAAGCGCGUGUCGGCCAAAGAAGCUGAGAAACAGCAGAUUCAGGAGGACACAAAGGAACUGAGUGACAAAAGCAGCCAGCUGACAGAAGAAAUGAAGACCAAGAACGAGGAGCUGAAGGGCGUGGAGAAUAUUUGUGUGUCGUCUGCUGCUCAGACCGUCGUGUUUUGGCAGCUGUCGGAUAUCUACCUGAGUCAGCACAACACGGCUGUGAGCCAGCUCAACCAGGCCAAAGACGCUCUGCAGGAGGCUGUGGACACGCUGAGAGAGAGGAGAGCCGCCAUCAAGCACCUCAACGUCAGAAUACCUCAGUGUGAGGAGCAGCUCAAGACGGACGAGCAGGAGCUGGAGCAGAUCUCUGAGCAGGACCAGCAGAAGCGGCUGCAGGUUGGAGACAUGAGACAGAAGGUGGCUGAAGCCAAGAGCUCUCUGUCCACAAACCGCAGCCGCAACAAAGUGCUGGACUCCCUCAUGCAGCAGAAACGCUCGGGGAAGAUCCCGGGCAUCCUGGGACGGCUGGGUGAUCUGGGAGCUGUCGAUGAGAAAUACGACGUGGCCAUCUCCUCCAGCUGCGGCUCGCUGGAUAAUAUCUUAGUGGACACCAUUGACACGGCGCAGAGAUGCGUCACGUUCCUGAAGACCCAGAACAUCGGUGUGGCCACAUUCAUCGGCCUAGACAAGAUGAAAGUGUGGCAGCAGAGCAUGGGCUCCAUCUCCACUCCGGAGAGCAUCCCUCGUCUGUUUGACAUGGUGCGCGUGAAGGACGAGAGCGUGCGGCCGGCGUUCUACUUCGCUCUCAGGGACACGCUGGUGGCUAGAGACCUGGAGCAGGCCACGCGGGUGGCGUUCCAGAAGGACAAGCGCUGGAGGGUGGUCACGCUGCAGGGGCAGAUCAUCGAGCAGGCCGGUACCAUGACUGGAGGAGGAGGACGAGUGAUGAAGGGCCGGAUGGGCUCCUCGGUCUGUGCUGAUGUCACUCAGGAGCAGCUGGAUAAAAUGGAGAGCGAGUUGAACAAAGAGCUGAUGCAGCUGCAGGACUGGCAGCAGAGGAAGCAUCAGCUGGAGGAGAAGGUGCACAAAGCCAGACGUGAGCUGAGAGACAUGAAGAAUACGCUGGAGAAAUACACGGCCACCAUCCAGAGCCUGACCGAGCAGGAGCUUCAUCUCAAGACUCAGAUCAAAGACCUGGAGGCCAACGUCAUCUCCGCUGCUCCUGAUAAAGCCAAGCAGAAACAGAUGGAGAAGAGCCUGGAGGUCUACAGGAAAGACUUUGAGGCAGAGUCCACUAAAGCAGGAAAGGUGGAGGCGGAGGUGAAGAGGCUGCACACACUCAUCGUGGACAUCAACAGCCAUAAGCUGAAGGCCCAGCAGGACAAACUGGACCAGAUCAACACACAGCUGGACGAGUGCUCCUCAGCCAUCACUAAAGCCCAGGUGGCCAUCAAGACUGCUGGACGUAAUCUGAAGAAGUCUGAGGACAGCGUGUCUCAGCUGGAGAAGGAGAUGGGAGAGAAUGAGAAGCUGAUGGAGGAGCUGACGGAGCAGCUGAAGAAGCUGGAGGAGGCGGCGGGAGAGAUCAUGCAGACGUACCAGCAGGCUGAGGAAGCUCUGCCGGAGGUUCAGGAGCAGCAUCGAGGAGUGCUGCAGCAGAUCAAGGCCCUACAGGAGCAGGAGCAUGUGCUGCAGAAGGAGUCUCUGAGUGUGCGGCUGAAGGUGGAGCACAUCGACACGGCCAUCGCUGAGUGCCACAACAAGAUCAAACACUGGGAGAGAGAGGCCAGCAGGCUGUCGCUGCACCCCAUCGAUGGAGCUCCAGAAGAAGAGCUGCCUGCACUGAACCCAGAGCAGCUGGAAGACAUCGGCAAUCCAGACGUCAUCAAGAACGAGAUCGCUCUGCUGGAGGACCGCUGCUCCAACAUGAAGCCCAACCUGGGAGCCAUCGCAGAGUUCAAGAAGAAGGUACCAGAGAUCCACUCGGUGUGUCUAGCCAUCCUCGUGACAGCUUGGUGUUUUCUGUGCGUUCCCAGUGUGCGUCCUCCUAAGAAGAGCUGGAAGAAGAUCUAUAACCUGUCAGGAGGAGAGAAGACGCUCAGCUCUCUGGCGCUGGUGUUUGCGCUGCAUCACUUCAAGCCCACGCCGCUCUACUUCAUGGAUGAGAUCGACGCUGCCCUCGACUUCAAGAACGUCUCCAUCGUGGCCUGCUACAUAUACGAGCAAACCAAGAACGCUCAGUUCAUCAUCAUCUCCCUGAGGAACAACAUGUUUGAGAUGGCCAACCGUCUCAUCGGCAUCUAUAAGACACACAACACCACCAAGAACGUGGCCAUCAACCCCAAAACCAUCGUCCUGCGUGAGAUCGAGACGGCGUGAGGAGAGCAGAUACUCCGACAAUCACUCGUUUGUUCUGAUGGUUUGUCUGUUCAUCACUUCUCUAAACCUUUUAUAUGUCUCAUUCGUUCUGCGCUCUUGCUCUUUUAUUGUUUUUAAAUAAAAAUGCCUGUUUUAUACGACAUAGUAACACAUGGAAUAUUAUCAUGCUUUUACUGCACUGCAGUCAAAUAUUUUAAA